GCUGAUAAUGUGCUUUAUCAACCGCGAUAAAUGAACAAUAGUUCGUCUAGUCGUAACAGUGAAGGCAAUAAAAUUAUUAGCAUCAAAUAAAGAGAAUUUUAAAUUCCUCACCUUUCGGUAGAGAGAGAAAAUUGAGAAAAACUAGCGACAAGGAGACGAAUCGUCUGCUCUGCCGAGUUUCAGGAGGGAACAACGCGCAUCUCACGCUCCGCCUCUGCUUUAAAUUGAAGAAUAAGACUCGUGAAGGAGGAAAAACUGAACAGAAGCUACCAUGCGCCGGGAGGGACACGGUGGUCGUCGUUGCCGCCAUUUUACGGGCUGAUUGCCGUAAGAGGUCUCUUAUCCAAUUCAUCAUCCGUGUUGUAUUUUUAUGGACGCGAAAUGACAUUAAUACCCUUGAGAAGCUGGGGGAUUUACUUUCUUUGUCACUUUACGGUUACCGCCAAGAAUCUUCAAGUAUUCCAUCUAUAAAACAUUCUUACUCUCACAUUACCAAUAUACUGUAAUAAAACCCCUUUAAAUGAUGAAGAAAUUGUGAUUUCCAUACUUUCUGGUUUCUUUUUCCUUCUUGAAUUGGGUUUUCUAUGAAGAGGCAAGGUGAGAAUUGUCAGGGGACAAGAAGAAAGUCAGGGUUGAAAAGAAGCAGGUUGUUUAAGGAGGAUAGAGGAAAGAGUAAGCAAAUAGAGGUUAGAGUACAGAAUAAGAGGCAGGGUUCUCGACCCUUUGUUCCUUCGCUCUUGGAUCUUUCCUUACGAGUUCUUGCAGAGAAUGCCGAGGGGAUAGUUUCACUGGAACUGGUUCCAGAUUUGCUUAAAGAAAGACUAACUAUUUUGUUGUGCAAUAUGCGUAAAAUGGAUGUCCAUAUGCUGAAUCUCCUAUUAAAACCAUGUCCAACUGUGAUACGAGUAAAGGACUGUUCGUGGCUCACUGAAUCACAAUUUCGGCAGACAUUUGGGAAUUGUGACACAGAAAGUCUGAGGGUACUUCAACUUGAUCUAUGUGGGCAGUGUAUGCUUGAUAUCGCACUCACUGAUACAUUAGCUCGAUCUUUAAAUAGCUUGCCGAAUUUAGCUACUGUUUCCUUGAGGGGUGCCUGUAGUUUAUCAGACAAUGGGAUUAAAGCACUUGUAAUGUCUGCAUCCGCAUUGCUGUCU
Molecule: messenger RNA, 1154 nt
Organism: Olea europaea var. sylvestris
Lineage: Eukaryota; Viridiplantae; Streptophyta; Magnoliopsida; Lamiales; Oleaceae
Exons: 3
Source: RefSeq, a predicted model, not a curated record